Molecule: messenger RNA, 696 nt
Organism: Porites evermanni
Lineage: Eukaryota; Metazoa; Cnidaria; Anthozoa; Scleractinia; Poritidae
Source: the annotation of a GenBank genome assembly
AUGGAUUUUCGCGUCAAGAUUUUGAACGACUAUGAAGCUGUGAAUUCAGCGAAACGCCUUUUAUACGAUGUCUACAUUCACGAGUUGGGCUGGGUCUUUCGUGACGAUAGCCCGACUGGUUUUCACAUCGACAAAGACAAACGAAGCCAACCGAUUCUCUGUGACGCGUUCGAUAAGACGUCUAUUUGGUUCGGUGCUUACAAAGAAGACAAACUAAUUGGGGUAGCACGAGCCGUUCAACGAAACAACACCCUUGGAAAGCUCGAUCUUGAAUUGUACCCCUCGAGCAGUUUACCUUCCAUGAAGAGGCUUUUCCAAGGAAAAGAAGGGUGUCAAAUGAUAGAAGUCCAGCGUGGGGCAGUAGCCAAGGAUUACAGAAACACAGAACCUAGCGUCAUUCAACUUCUCCUCUUAUUUGCGUUCAGCUUCGCGCAAGAGAAACAAUUCAGCAUUGUUUGUCCUACGGUUUUUCCUGCUCUAGAGACUUUAUUUAGCCGGGCGGGAAUGCACUUGGUAGAGAAAAAUUUCACGUACGGCGAAGGCGAAGAGGAGUGGCCAACCUUCAUUUUUUUUUGUUCUUCAGAUGAGCUGGUGCAAGUUUUGAAGAGACUAAAAAGGGUAACAAGCAAGAGAAAUGCAAAUUUCCUUCAAGAGAGAGGUCACCAAGCCAAGCGAAGCAAAUUUAAUGUUGUAUAA